This is a messenger RNA of Coccidioides posadasii C735 delta SOWgp, 1308 nucleotides long. RefSeq names its product N-acetylglucosaminyl-phosphatidylinositol de-N-acetylase (gene GPI12). The record is from RefSeq and is a predicted model, not a curated record. Gene Ontology annotation, cellular component: endoplasmic reticulum. Lineage: Eukaryota; Fungi; Ascomycota; Eurotiomycetes; Onygenales; Onygenaceae. Gene Ontology annotation, molecular function: N-acetylglucosaminylphosphatidylinositol deacetylase activity. Gene Ontology annotation, biological process: GPI anchor biosynthetic process.
AUGAUUUCGAUAGCCACCUUUAUAUCUCUCGCCCUUCUACCAGUUCUAUUCUUCGCGUUUUGGACCAUAUCGGCCACCGGACCUUCGUCGCCUUUGGCGAAUAGUUUCCCCUCGUUGCAGGAUAAGCGGAUAUGCCUCCUAAUCGCCCAUCCUGACGAUGAGGCAAUGUUCUUUGCGCCGACACUUUUGGCUCUCACAAGGCCUGAGUUAGGAAACCAUGUUAAAAUACUCUGUUUGAGCUCCGGUGAUGCGGAGGGACUUGGUCAUAUUCGCAAAAAGGAGCUCCAAAAAAGCGCGGUGCACCUCGGUUUGCGGGGACCAUCUGACGUAUUCGUCCUUGACGAUCCAUCCCAAUUCCCAGAUAGCAUGACCACCGAAUGGUCUGCAACCACUGUCGGAUCACUUUUAGCCACCGCCUUUGCACCCGGUGCUGUUGCCAACGGAACCCAUGACGAUUCCACGUCUUCAAAACCCGCUUCGACACAACGCCGCAGAGCGUCCAUUCGGACCAACGGCUCUACCAACGGCCACACCUCCCCACCCUCCGCGAGCAUCGACGUCCUCCUUACAUUCGAUAAGUCCGGCGUGAGCCACCAUCCAAACCAUCGCUCCCUGUACCACGGCGCCAGGGCAUUCCUACAGAUACUUAUGAAACGCAACGAGAGCCAUCCUUGUCCCGUUGAUCUGUACACCCUCACUACCACUAAUGUCGUCCGAAAAUAUCUUGGGGUCUUCGACGCACCUAUCAGUAUGUUACUAGGCGCAAUUAGAAAUAUAAUAGCGGGCAUUGGCGAGAGUGACACGGAAAUCAAGGGAAAUGAUCCAUCACCAAAUACAUUACUCUUUGUGAGUAAUGUCGACCAGUGGUUUUCAGGAUGGAAGGCGAUGGUACAGGCGCAUAAGAGCCAAAUGGUCUGGUUUCGAUGGGGAUGGAUCACGAUUGGCCGAUAUAUGGUCGUUAAUGAUUUGAAGAGAGAGAAAAUAUAACCAAUCCUUGUUCUGCUUUUUUAGUCCUCACCCUGUUUCUAAGAACAUAUUAAUAUCUAAUGCAGAAGAAAGCAUGUCCACAGUCAGAGAAAAGAAGUAUGCGCUUGUUCCGGCGGAUGUCUCUGCCAUUGCCGCACUAGAGAGAGCAACAUAGUGUACUUCGAAUUCUCGCCGUGUUUUUAUGUUAAUAAUUUACGUACUUUCCGGCGAGCGAGCUUUUUAGUACCACCAUGUAUGUGUAUAUAGCUGUUAUUCUCUCCGAACUUAUGGCAUUAAAACGGCCAUGGGUGACCAUUUCUCGUCCCAAUUUUGGCCGUAUGA